CUACAAAACGUCAUUGAUGGCAUAUUUAUCUAUUAUCUUAACUCUAGCGACGGGAAAACCAACUUGUGCUCUUGAAUAAAAAGCAAAGUUUUCUUUACUUACGAACUAGUGUUAAAAACUCUCUAGGCAUGUGGUCUGUGGUGUGGUUUAUUUCGUUAUAUGGUCUGGCGUAUGGAGCGUCCCGACUGGAUCCUUUAGUGUCUACCAAAGGAGGAUUGAUAAGAGGACUCCAGUUCGGUGAUGGAUACGCUAAGUUUUUAGGAGUCCCGUAUGCUGUCGUUGAUGCUAACAAUCCGUUUGGGCCUUCUGUACCUCAUCAAGGUUUUGAUGACACAUUCGAAGCAUACGAGUCAAAAGCGUGUCCACACACACAAUUCAAUAGUAAUACCGCUGUGGGUACUCUAGACUGUCUCACUGUUGAUAUAUACGUACCAAGUACUGCUAAUUCAAGAAAUCGUUUACCUGUAAUGGUAUGGAUACAUGGCGGAGCUUUCAUUGGAGGCAGCAACAGAGAUGAAGCUAAUGAACCUGUGUCAUUACUCAAACACGAUGUCAUAGUUGUAGCUGUAAACUACAGACUUGGUAUCUACGGUUUCAUGUGUCUCGAUAUACCUGAAGUGCCUGGCAACCAAGGACUCAAAGACCAGACUCUAGCACUCAGAUGGGUGCGUGAUAAUAUAGCUGCCUUUGGAGGAGAUGAAAACAAAAUCACCAUAUUUGGUGAAAGUGCUGGUGGUAUGUCGGUUAAUAUGCACUUAUUUUCUUUUAAUGAAAAGCUAUUUGACCAAGCUAUUAUACAAAGCGGUCCAGCUCUGAGUUACUGGAUGAUGGUAGAAUCCAAUAAUACUAUACCUUCAAGACUUGCCGAAGAAUUAGGUUUUGUUACUUCUGAUAUAAAUGAGGCUCUUAAAUAUCUUGCUACAGUUGACCCACAUUUGUUAGUGCAAGUAGCAAGAGACUUAAAAAUUUCUAGUGGGUCUGGCACUGACCAACCGCUAACGAAACCAUGCGUUGAAAAAGAGUUUGAAGGAGUUGAGAAUUUUAUAACAGAGCAUCCUAUGAAUAUGAAGGCCACAAAAGUAAGUAGGACUCCAAUAAUCAUUGGGAACACAGCGCGGGAAUUCUUUUUUCAAUACGCUUAUCAAGAUGAGAAAUUUUUUGAAUCGUUCGAUAUAAACACUUUAUUUGAAAUGGGUUUUAAUGUCGACAGUGAUUUCGAAGAAGCUAUAGAUGAAGUUAGACACUUUUAUUUUGGUGACGAAAAAAUACAUAAGAAUCUUGUUGAAGAACUCAUUGAUUUUGGAACAGAUUUAAUAUUUGGCCAUUCAACGCAGAGGAUGGCUGAAAAACUAUUAGAAAGUGGUGCAGACAAAGUUUACAGGUUCAUCUUUUCUUACCGUGAAGCAAGUCAUGGAGAUGACUUAGGUUAUGUGUUCGACUCGACAUUUGGCAGGUCAGAAGAUGAACCAGAUAGCGAAAAAGAGUCAGUUAAAACUCGACUUAUUAAGCUUUGGACCAAUUUCGCAAAAUAUGGAAAUCCGACACCAACCUCCACGGAACUUUUACCAUUCAUUUGGACACCAAUUACAAAGACGUCACAACCUUACCUGGACAUGGAUUCAGAAUUCACCAUCAAGAACAGACCAGCUCAUGACAGAAUGGCAUUCUGGGAUCUUUUCUACAAACUAUAUGGAAAACAACAGAAAUGGUACAAAGCGCAAUAAGGAAACAACUAAUAAAAUUAACGUUUUAAAAAUUAAGAAAAAAGAUGAACCAAUAACUUUAAUGGCAUUUUUUUGUAUAUUUUUUCAUAGCAAUAAGUUAGCUAUACACAGAUACACGUA
Messenger RNA from Spodoptera exigua (beet armyworm), 1844 nucleotides. NCBI's taxonomy places the organism in Eukaryota, Metazoa, Arthropoda, Insecta, Lepidoptera, Noctuidae. The record is from the annotation of a GenBank genome assembly.